Messenger RNA from Talpa occidentalis (Iberian mole), 1628 nucleotides. RefSeq names its product centromere protein Q (gene CENPQ). NCBI's taxonomy places the organism in Eukaryota, Metazoa, Chordata, Mammalia, Eulipotyphla, Talpidae. The transcript is spliced from 9 exons. Bases 136 to 945 code for a protein of 269 amino acids. The record is from RefSeq and is a predicted model, not a curated record.
CCGCCCUCUUCCGGGUCUGCUCGGCUUUCGAAUGUUUGGGCGCGAAUUGCUCUGAGCGCGGAGGUCCGGAGGAUGCUGUAUGAUUUAUAAAUUUUUUUUUGGAGGCACUGUUAUAAUUGUUUUGUUUUCAUCAAGAUGCCUGGCAAAGCAAAUACUUCCAAGAAAAAAUCUCAACAGUUAAAAAAAAAUGUAAAACGGAAAACUCAUGAUGAAGAAAUGGAUUUCUUAGAGAAAGAGGUUAGAAACACAAAGAAAAGAAAUAAAAAGCAUCUGUCUUCUGAAGAAACAGGACAGACAGACCAUACUAAUCUAAAACAGGUAAAGAUAGCACCUAACAGGAGAAAAACCUGGCAGCCUUUUCCAAAGAGUACUAGAGAGCAUUUGCAAACCAUGAUGGAACCAGUAAUUAUAGAAAUUUUGAGUACCCAUAGUAAAACACAUGACCAAAUUCACUAUCAUCUUAACUGCCUGAAGACAAGAUUGCUCCAACUGUGUGAAACCCUGCAAGUCCCUCCCCAAAAGGUAAAAGAUUUAACUAAUGUGUCAAAUCUACUGAAAAUGGAAAGAACACAGCACAAAGCUAAUGAAGAAGGUCUGGCAUUGUUGCAGGAAGAAAUAGAUAAAAUAGUGGAGACCAUAGAGUCAAUGACUGGAAGUAUUGAGAGCCUAAAGAACAAAAUUGAAAUUCUGACAAGUCAGGUAGAAGAAGAGGAGGAGAAACUGAAGCAGGUGCUUCAAAUAGAUAGCAAAGGGGAACUCUCUCUUCCAGAACUUUCUCAAAAGAGUCUCAAAGCACCCACACUUCAGGAAGAAAUUUUGGCAUUAAUUCCAAACAAGAAUGCUCUUCUGAACGACUUGGAUGUUCUCCACAAUUCAUCCCAGAUGAAGAACAUGUUCAUUUUCUUCGAAGAAACCUAUAAGAGAUUGGAUGAGAUAGUAACUUAAUUUUUAUGAAUUUGUAAAACUGCUAACCAGUGAUAUGAUAAACCGAGCCUUCCUCAGGAUUUUUUGUAUCCUAAUAUGCACUUUAAAAUUGGCCACUAUAGAUCUACCGUUAGCAUCUGAUGACAUCCUGAAAAUUAUUUUUAACAAUUUCCAAGUCUAGGAUCUCACAUUUGUCUUGCUCUACUUACAAUUAUCUGCCUGAAACCAUAAAUAAUGAAAGCCACAAUCUCAUGGCAUAUGAUGACUGAAUAGAGCACUUAUUAAUGGAAAAAUGAUACUGACGAUAUGUAAAGUAUAUGUAGUACCUAGUACAUAAAAAUGAUAACUAUUUACUAUCAUUCUUUAGCUGAAGAUUUGCAUUUUCUGUCUGGUGAUGUAGAAUAUGAAAAAUCCCCAAAUACCUUUUCUUUUUUAUAUAACUCCAUAGACUUUUUGUGGCAUUAUUAAAAUAUCCCUGGUGUCUUCAUUAUUGGAGUUGGCAUAGACAUUUUAUUGCUUUGGUUGGGAAAUGAUGAAUAGAUGCUGACUGUUUUCCAUUGCCGUCAAAGCAUAUCUUUAUUAAAAAGGAAUCUAAGCACAUUUAUUCCCUUAAAAGUCAAAAAUAAAACCCUUUUUUCUAAACCUUCCUGAAUGUAUAUACAUGUGAAUGCAUUAUUACUUAAGUAUAUUAAAAGUCAUUUUCA